GGAAUUUCAGCCAGUGCUCAGAGCUGUUGAGACACACAGAGAUGCAUAGCAGGAAGAACCUGUAUGUCUGCAGAGAUUGUGGCAAGAGGUUCAACAAGAAGUCCCACAUGACCCUGCACCACCGCACCCACACAGGGGAGAAGCCAUUUGCCUGUACUGACUGUGGGAAGAGUUUCACCCAGAAAUACAAUCUCAUCAUGCAUCGCCACACCCAACUCUGUGAAAAGUGCAGCGAAUGCUUCACCCAGAAGGCCCACCUCACCAAACACUGCCGAAAACAAAAUGGGGAGAGACCCUAU
This is a messenger RNA of Merops nubicus (carmine bee-eater), 299 nucleotides long. Its product is annotated as zinc finger protein 22-like. The transcript has a single exon. The record is from RefSeq and is a predicted model, not a curated record. Lineage: Eukaryota; Metazoa; Chordata; Aves; Coraciiformes; Meropidae. Gene Ontology annotation, biological process: regulation of transcription by RNA polymerase II. The annotation marks the transcript as partial. Gene Ontology annotation, molecular function: RNA polymerase II cis-regulatory region sequence-specific DNA binding; DNA-binding transcription factor activity, RNA polymerase II-specific.